AUGGAGAUCCGGAUAAUCCACUGGAGUGGCCAAGCUCCUACAAAUGGGGAAUUGUGGCAUUGUUAUCUUUCAUGGGCUUCACGAUGUACAACAUUCACGUGCAUCUCAAUCGCCCCGAUAGCAGGGUAUAUAGUCGACGAUCUGAAAGGUGGCCCACAGUCUCCGGGGUCAAAGUCGGCCACCGUCAUCCUCGUCACUAUUUGGGAGCUGGGCGAGUCAGUAGGGCCUUUCUUCAUUGCCCCCUUGUCUGAAAUGUUUGGACGUUAUCGUGUGUAUAUGGUCAUGAACACCAUGUUCAUCAUAGCCAUUGUGUUUGCAGCUUUGUCGCCUAAUACAGGACUACUCCUCACCUCACGCGCUUUGAUGGGCAUCUCGGUGGCAUCGAACGUGCUCAACCCUGCGAUCAUUGGCGACAUGUUUAUUCCUGAGCAAAGAGGAACUGCCAUUACUAUGAUCAUGUUCAUUCCGCUGGCUGGUGCGACCGUCGGUCCAGUUAUCAGUGGUGCCAUCUUGCAGGUACUGGGCUGGCGCGCUAUUAUGUGGAUUAGCGUGGCAAUGGCAGCCAUUUGUCAGGUGUUGUUUUUGAAGUUCUUCCAGGAGACUUACCAGGUGCAAAUUCUCAGUCAAAGGGCAGCUAGACUGAACCAGGAGAUUGGAGCAUCAGAAAAGAACUCACAUAACAGGAUAGAUUGGACCGGCUUGCGGAGUUCAGCCAUACGCCCGGUGGUGGUUCUGUGCAACUCGGGUGUUAUAGGGGCUCUUUUGUUGUUUGGUUCUUUCGUUUUCUCUCACUUCUAUAUUGUCACUACCACACUUCCCGAUAUACUCAGGAAUGUAUAUGGAUUAUCGCCUACUGCAACAGGGCUCGCAUUCACCGCGAACGCCGUUGGCACCCUAGCCAGCUUUGCGAUAUCGAAAGUCUUGUUGGACAGGCUUUACAUCAAGCUCCGCUCCUUGAAUAAUGGGAAAGGUCUACCUGAAUACCGCCUGCCGCUUAGCAUCAUCGGAGGAUUGACGCUUCCCCCUGCCGUGAUACUAUACGGCUGGUGUGCUGAGUACAAGCUCCCAUUGUUUGUUCUGCUAUUUACAAUGGUCUGGCUUCGGACUUCCAUGAUGCUAGGGAUAUCGCCUUUGACGGCGUACAUUGUGGAUUCAUGUGGUAUUUAUUCAGCAUCCGCAAUAGCUAGCCUUGUGUCGGCCCGGUGCUUAGCUAGCGCGGUUUUACCUCUCUCGAUGUCGCGUUUGACUAGCAGACUAGGCUACAGUGGAGGAUUCUAUGUGCUUGGGGGCCUUGGCCUUGCUUCUACUCUCCUUCCUAUACUCAUUUACCGGCAUGGUGAAAAAUGGCGACGACGGUCGUGGUAUACUUCGAGUAUCUCACAAAGCAGAUGA
Molecule: messenger RNA, 1392 nt
Organism: Penicillium salamii
Lineage: Eukaryota; Fungi; Ascomycota; Eurotiomycetes; Eurotiales; Aspergillaceae
Source: the annotation of a GenBank genome assembly